AUUUCAUAUUAAAUUUUCGCUGUGUAAUUCCUAUAUAAUGUGACGUGGAAUAUAACAAGUUAUAGUGUAAAAUUAUAAUGUUCUUCCGUAAUGUUUUCUGCGCUGCCAAUUUGAAUAAUCCAUGCAAAGCAGCGCUCUUACGACCAAGCAGUAAUCGAGUGGGCUAUGGCCGAAUCCAGAUCAGGAGUUCAUUCCACUCUCGUCGGGGCCCACGAAAGCCUGGUCUGGAACCGGAUCCGCUUGAGCAUUUGAAGAUAGAAUCUAGGCCAUUACAUGCAAAAGGAUUGGUCAGACCUUUCUUGUUUUCUAUAGGGGUAUCGUCAGUUAGCCUCGCAGGAUGUGUGAUCUGGGAAUACGAAAGCUUGCGAAUGCACGCUGCCAACCUAUUCAAAAGACCAGGCUCUUGGCUCAGUGCACAACAGAAAAAAAUAUAUGCACAUUAUAAAUCAGAACCUGGUCCAGUGAGGAAAUGGUGGAACUCCUUAAAGGAUAGUGAGAAGGUGUUCUACCCUAUUCUAGCUGCCAAUGUGCUAGUCUUCUGUGCUUGGCGAGUGAGAGCUUUUCAGCCCUUCAUGGUCAAGUAUUUCUGCUCAAAUCCUUCUGGCAGUGCAGUAUGUUUACCAAUGAUACUGUCAGCGUUCAGUCAUUAUUCAGCAUUACAUUUGGCUGCAAAUAUGUAUGUUUUAUACAGUUUCAUGCCAGCCGCAGUGGCAUCAAUGGGCAAAGAGCAGUUCGUGGCCAUGUACCUGUGUGCUGGUGUGUUAAGCAGUUUUGCCAGCUUCCUGUACAAGGUCUCCUUUAACCAACCAGGGCUGAGUCUUGGUGCCUCAGGAGCAAUAAUGUCGGUGCUAUCCUAUGUAUGCCUGCAAUUUCCUGAUACCAAGCUGAGCAUUAUCUUUUUGCCUAUGUAUACGUUCGCCGCCGGCUCGGCCAUAAAAGUCAUAAUGAGUAUUGAUUUGGCUGGCGUAAUAUUUGGCUGGAAAUUCUUUGACCAUGCUGCUCAUCUUGGUGGCGCCCUCUUUGGCAUGGCCUGGUGUCAUUGGGGAGGUACCCAUAUUUGGGGUAACAGAGACAAAUUCCUCCAAUAUUACCAUACGUUACGGAAAAAUACGACAGACAGAUAGUAAAUUUAAAAUGACCUCCAUGAGACUAUUCCGAAGUAUGGUCUUGAAAGAAGCACGUGAGACGUGAUAUAAUGGCAAGCAUUGUUAUAAUGUAAAUUUUAGUUAUAUUAAAAUAUGUUGUAACUUUUACCAUUUAUUGAGAGUUACAUACAAAUUAUGCGGUUUGAAAUUGUUUUCUUUUGACUGUGUUGAUUGAUCUCUCUUUGCUUGGAGGUUUAAUCCAAAUGGAACCUGUUAAACAGAUCUGUACUUAUAUAAAAAAUACGCUAUUUUAUUGUUGUUAUUUGCUACUAUUCAUGUACAUACUAAUGGCACACGUACAGUGAACGGCCCAACACUUGGACGUAUGUUGACUUAACGAAGGUAAUAUUCGGAUAAUGAUUUCAACGAAAACAGAGAACGCACUCGGGUUUUCAGCUGUUCUCGUUAAACAUCCCAUGGUUACAGUACUAGUACUGCGUUGGAACUCGAUAUUCAGGGACUAUGUUUCAGAAAUGCUCUGAACUUCAUACUGGAUUUCAAUUUCAUGACU
Hyposmocoma kahamanoa is the source of this 1656-nucleotide messenger RNA. RefSeq names its product presenilins-associated rhomboid-like protein, mitochondrial (gene rho-7). Gene Ontology annotation, cellular component: membrane. The record is from RefSeq and is a predicted model, not a curated record. The transcript is spliced from 9 exons. NCBI's taxonomy places the organism in Eukaryota, Metazoa, Arthropoda, Insecta, Lepidoptera, Cosmopterigidae. The coding region runs from base 78 to 1124 and encodes 348 amino acids. Gene Ontology annotation, molecular function: serine-type endopeptidase activity.